AUGAGUUUUUUUAAAUUUCGCGAAAUUCACGUUUGCAUUGAUGACAAAAAGUUGACACAUAAAUUUAACACAGAAGAUAAACUUGCAAAAAUUCGCAAAACAAUUGUUGAUAAGAAAAUCACUAAUGAAAUUAAUUUUGUCUUCAAGUGGCAAAAUGGGAAGAUAGUUAAACAUGAGGAAGAGUCUAAUAAUUUAGCAAGGAUUUUGAAAGAUAAUAAUAAAUUGUAUAUUUCUACUCUACAAAAGAAUUCUGAAAUUAUUGUUUGCAUAAAUGAAGAUAAGCCUUUUAACUGGAUAUUAUCCGAGGGAAGUCAUCAAGAUAAGAUACUUAUCUCGAAAGCAAAAGAAGAUGAAAAAAUACUAUUGGAAAUUUUAAAAAUUGGUGAUAAUGAUAGAAAUUACCUACAUAUUCUCCGAAAGAAUGAACCUGAUUGGGUGAAAUUAGCUACCAAAUGCGAAUGUGGGUUUAUUAUCGAGGAAGAUUCAGUAAAGCAAGCUCGCAAUCGCGCGUUUAUUAUCAACAAAAGGGAGAUAGAGAAAAUACAAGAUAACAGUGGGCACUUUAUAAAAACUUUAGAAUGCAAAAAUGAAUUUCAAAAGUUAUGUCAUCAAAAUUUUAUUAAAUUUGGAAAUGCUACUUCCAUUCUACCUUGGGCUUCUAUUUUCUUUGGACUUGAACAAGAAACUUUGACUAAAAAAUUGGAAUGUUAUAAAAGAACAAAAAACUAUUCUUAUGUUAAAAAAAGAUGCGCAAUGAUAAAAAUUACAAAGGAUAAUAUUUGUUUAACUACUGAAUUUGAGGCUGAUGUUGACGCAGCAUUAAAUGAAAAGACUCAAGAUAAAAAAGUAACAAAGCUUAAAGAAAUAACAAAAAAAUAUGGAUGUUUCUAUGCAAACACAAUCUACUUUGGAGGUGUUGCUAUUCAGAAAGAUGAAGACAUAAAAAGAUCUGAUAAAAAUGAAAACUCUGAUAAAAUCGGUAUACAAGGCUCGUUUAGAUCACCAGGAGCUAAUGUAGAUGGAGAUUUCACUUCUAAAACGGGAAUUAACACAAAAACUGCGACAGCUAAUGCUGAAUCCAGCUUCAUAAUUAAAGGUGGUAAUGGCGCAAUUUUCAAGUUCAACGAUCAUUGCGACUGGAUUAACUCACUUUUGGAUCAUAAUACAUGGGAUAUAAUUGAAUAUGAAGAGGUCACCCCGAUUUUUGACUUAUUGGGGGACAAAUUACGCAAAAGAGUUUUAGAAACUUUAGGAAAAAGAAUUUUAAAAGUGAAUAUUGAAUCAAUUGAUUACCCCAUAAAUAAAGAACCAUUUCCAUAUCCAUUAGGCGAAAAAUUAAAAGAUAUUACUAACAUCGAGGAUUGUGAAAUAUUUGUAACUAUUAUGAAAAAGAAAAAUCGGCACAUAUUUUCUUCACAUAUAUAUUAUGAUGCUCCUGAUAAGCCAGUAAUUCUUAUUCAACGUAUUCCAAGCAAAAGGAAAACUAAAAAAGAUUACAUAAAAAUUAAAAUUGGAUGGAUUAUUAUAGGAUAUCCGACUAAAACUUUCGAUUUCGAUUUAUCAAAUCAAGUUGUCCUUAAAAGUGAAAGAUACAAGCUUUCAAAUGAGAAUAAUCGAUAUGCUAUAAACAAUUCUAAACAAACUAAUUUGCCAGAUAUACAAGAUAUGAAACCAUAUGUAUUGGCAACGUGCAUUUUAGAUAGAGUAGAAGAAACGAAUUCGAGUCCAGAAGAACUAUCAGAAUGUAACAAAAAACAGUUACAUCCUCGUGAUUUAAGAUUAAUAGUUGGAACUCAUUUUUCUCUUUCAAAGGAUUUUGCAUAUGAGGCUACAUGGAAUUCCCUCGGAAGAAUAUCGAUAAACAAAGAGAAGGUUUAUUGCUCAAAAAUAAAAAACAAAAUUAAUGAAAGACUUGUAUUUGCUUACCUGCUUUUUGAUAAAUGUCAACUCGAAUGUAAUAAUCAUGGAGUUAUCAAUAUUGCUAACAUCGAUCCUAAUUCUUCUGAUUAUCUGUUAUGUCGAUGGCAGAAUAAUAGCUCUUUUGAUAAAAAUGAACUCUUAUGUUUUUAUUUAUCUCCGAAUAAGGAACAUAUUCAUGAUAUAGAUGAAACCCAUAAAAAAGCCU
Messenger RNA from Racocetra persica, 2125 nucleotides. Lineage: Eukaryota; Fungi; Glomeromycota; Glomeromycetes; Diversisporales; Gigasporaceae. The record is from the annotation of a GenBank genome assembly.